This is a messenger RNA of Theobroma umbraticum, 2457 nucleotides long. It is a transcript of the gene TOP6B, whose product is annotated as topoisomerase 6 subunit B. The record is from RefSeq and is a predicted model, not a curated record. Gene Ontology annotation, molecular function: ATP binding; DNA binding; DNA topoisomerase type II (double strand cut, ATP-hydrolyzing) activity. Gene Ontology annotation, biological process: DNA topological change. Lineage: Eukaryota; Viridiplantae; Streptophyta; Magnoliopsida; Malvales; Malvaceae.
AUCAAAGUUUCCGUUACUAGCCCUAGCUUCCCUCUUUCUCUUUGCUCGGCUACUGCUGCACUGGUUUUGCCUUUUUUGAUUUCUCAACAAUUUAUCUUAAAUUCGAUUUGACUCUAAUUCUUUCUUCAAGCUCUAAUUUCCAUUUUGUUCUUCGGUGAACAUCAAAUGGAGAGUGAGAGUCCAACAGAAACAAAGAAAGGCAAAUCAAAAACUCCCAGGAAAGCUAAAGAAAGCAUUCUCAAGCAAAAGUCCCCAGCUGAGUUCUUUGCAGAGAACAAAAACAUUGCUGGCUUUGAUAACCCCGGUAAAUGUUUAUACACCACUGUUAGGGAACUGGUUGAAAAUGCACUAGAUUCAGCGGAGUCAAUAUCUGAGCUUCCAAUUGUAGAAAUAGCAAUAGAAGAGAUCGUCAAAAGCAAGUUCAAUUCCAUGAUUGGGCUUGUUGAUAGGGAACGUGUUGAUGAAGAAUUAUACGAUGAUUACGAGACAGCUAAGGCCCGCGAGAAAAGAUUAGCGAAGGAAGCUCGAGCUCAAGAAAUUCAAGCAAAAAAUGCUGCCCUUGGGAAGAAAGUCAAAGAAUCUGCAGCUCCCAAGAGUGUCAAGGGUCGAGGCGAAGCUUCUUUUUACAGGGUUACAUGCAAGGACAACGGAAGAGGAAUGCCACAUGAUGACAUCCCAAACAUGUUUGGACGAGUUCUGUCUGGCACAAAAUAUGGCUUGAAGCAGACACGUGGAAAGUUUGGUCUUGGUGCAAAAAUGGCCUUAAUUUGGUCCAAAAUGAGUACAGGCCUGCCAAUCGAGAUCUCAUCAUCAAUGAGGGGUCAAAAUUAUAUUUCCUUCUGUAGGCUGGAUAUAGAUAUUCAUAGGAACAUUCCUCACAUUCAUUUACAUGAAAAACGCGACAACAAGGAUAGAUGGCAUGGGGCUGAAAUUCAAGUGGUCAUUGAGGGAAAUUGGACAACUUACCGUUCCAAGAUAUUGCAUUACAUGCGACAAAUGGCUGUUAUCACCCCUUAUGCUCAAUUUCUUUUUAAGUUUGUAUCUGAUGCCCCUGAUAAAAAUGUCACUAUAAAGUUUGCACGGAGGACAGAUGUAAUGCCUCCAGUUCCUGUUGAGACGAAGCACCAUCCUUCAUCUGUUGACAUACUACUAAUCAAACGCCUUAUUGCUGAAACUUCAAAACAGAACCUAAUGCAGUUGCUUCAGCAUGAAUUUGUAAAUAUUGGAAAAUCCCUUGCUGAACGACUAAUUGGAGAAAUGGGUCCAGAGUUUAGUCCAAAAUUGGCUGUGAAGUCUCUAACUGAUCAGCAAAUAGUUCGCAUCCACCAAUUAUUUCGUCAAGCUAAAUUUGAUGACCCCAGUGGUGAUUGUCUAAGUCCUGCGGGUGAGUACAAUCUUCGCUUAGGAAUUAUAAAGGAACUACAUCCUGACAUGGUCGCAACUUAUUCAGGCAGUGCUCAAGUUUUUGAGGGGCACCCGUUCAUUGUGGAAGCUGGUGUUAGUGUGGGUGGAAAAGAUGUUAAACAGGGUUUGAAUAUUUUCCGAUUUGCAAAUCGAAUACCGCUUCUUUUUGAGCAAGGUGGUGAUGUUGUCACAAGGACUGCGCUAAAGAGAAUCAGUUGGAGUAGUUACAAGAUCAACCAAACACAAGAUAAAAUUGGUGUCUUUGUGAGUAUUGUAAGCACAAAAAUCCCCUUUAAAGGGACUGGGAAGGAGUACAUUGGGGAUGAUAUCAGCGAAAUAGCUAGUGCUGUCAAGUCUGCAAUUAAGCAGUGCUGCAUCCAGCUGAAGUCGAAAAUAGUAAAGAAAAUGCAGGCUCGUGAACAGCAAGAGAGAAAGCGAAAUUUGAGCAAGUAUAUUCCUGAUGCUACAAAUGCUAUGUAUGAUGUUUUGAAAGAAAUGGCAAAGUCGCAUGCAUCAAAAAAGAAACGUUUUGAGGAAAGGGAUGCAGAUAUUCUUCGAAAGGUAUCUGAUCAGUUGAUUACCAAAGAGACACUCAAGGAACAGCUCACUCAACAUGUCGCAAAGGUGGAUUAUGAGAUGGCAUUGGAGUAUGCCACGCAAAGUGGAGUAAACGAGGAACCAAGAGAAGAUAUAUAUUUACCGUCACUUUAUGCUAAAAGUAACUUCUUUGAUUUCCAUAGUCCCAUAUUUGUCUUCAGACUCUUCCAGUAGGACUAUUUCAUUUACUUAUUACCCAAUUAUACCAUUUUUAUUUUCCAACCUGGCAACCUCAAUAUAGUAAGGAACACUAGUUAUACCAUUUUUACUGAUCUGUAGCCUACAAAGAAAACUAGAUAUUUGAGUUGAACGUGAACGUACAUUGUAGCCCUGAAAUUGAGAGUUUUGAUUUUUUUAGUUUAGUUUUUUGAUAGAAUAGUUAUGCUGACAUGGAGAAUAGUGAAAAUAUCUUGGAACAAGUGAUAAGAUUUAUAAGUUAAUUUAACAUUUAAAAUA